Molecule: messenger RNA, 1656 nt
Organism: Paramecium sonneborni
Lineage: Eukaryota; Ciliophora; Oligohymenophorea; Peniculida; Parameciidae
Source: the annotation of a GenBank genome assembly
AUGAAUACAUCCAACAGAACUUAAAGUUUUUAUCGACAAUAAAGAGAAAUAGAAAUAGAACUUUAAACUAAUUCAAAAAAUUCCAAUAAGUAAUAAUAUGCAUAACAAUAAGAAUUAAAUGUAUUUUUGUUAAAUUAAUAAUAAAACUAGGAAACUUAUGUCAAUAUGGUUAAAUUUAUUUAAAAAUACCAAGAACAUAAUCAAAAAUUUUAAAAUUUAUCAAUAAAUAAAAAUGCUACUGCUGUUUUAAUUAUUGGAUAAAAAAAAGUCGGAAAAUCAUCUAUUUAUCAUGUUCUCAAAGGUGACAAAUUGGAGAAAGAUAAUAAAAAUUAAUUCAAUGUUUAAAAUCCAAAAGGAGUUAUCUCAUCAAUUUGUAUGGAAGAAUCCUAAUAAACAUAAACUCCUAAUAUUUAUAAUUAUAAUGAUUAAUUUGACAUUAUUGAUACACCUGGAUUUUAGGACUUAAAUUCAACAACCGAGGAAAUCAUAGUUUCUUUUCAUUUAAGAAAUUUGAUUAAUAAGUAUUCAUAAGUAAUAAUUAUUCUUGUUAUCGAAUUUAAUUCAUAAAAUAUAUAAUGCAUUGAAGAACCCAUUAAUUUAAUCAGCUCAUAACUAAGUAAAGAACACCUUAAAUAUUUGUGCAUGAACAAUCGAAUUUUAAUGGUAUUGAAUAAAAUUGAAUCUCAAAAUAAUAAUUUCUUAGAAACCACGAAUUAAUUCUUAAAAUAAAUAAAAAAUAAAGCAAAUCCAGAGGAUCACGAUAUCACAUCUUAUUUUUUAAAACAUGAAUAAUCUAAUUUUAUUGUUCCUUUAAAAAAAUUUGAGGAAAUUUAUAACCAAAAAGCAUUUUUUUAAAAUAUAUAUGAUUUUUUGAAUUUAAAAAGAAAUCACUUAUUUACCAGAUUCAAUUUUAAAUAAUAUAUAUAUCAUAAACAUCUAAUUUAAAAUAUUUAACAAUUGGUGAUUGAUUUAAAAAAAUAAAUCCUUGAAGAAUUGAAACAAUUUUUAGAUUAAUUCAAUUAAGAGUGCUCUAAACUUACAAGUUUUAUUUAAUUAAUUUUAUAUGAUAAAUUAAAGAAUAUUUUUAAUGAAGAUUAAUUUUUAGACAAUUUAUACUAAUAAUUGAAGGAGGCUAAAAAAUUUUAUGAGGAAUGUUUUAAUUAGAAUUAUUAAUCACCAAAUAAUAGGCUAAAUUAUAUUUUAAUUAUUUUAAAAAAUAAAAUUAUAUCUUUUUUCAAAGAGAUUAUGAAAGGGAAGGGUGCAUUAAAAGACUUAGAUUAUAUUUAAAAUGGAAAAUUCUUAAGAGAUAAUAUAGAUUAAUUGGAAAACAAAUUAAGAUAUCCUAAAUGGAGGAGUUUAGAAUUAAAAAAAAUUUAAGUGGGGUAAAUUUAGAUAUCAAUUUUUUUAAUUGAACCUUCACCUGAGAAUAAUAUUUUAUCUACAAAUUUCAUGAUUAUAAAUUAGCUUCCAUAAAUUAAUUCAAUAAUGAAACAUUAUGAUUGGUGGUUUAGCUACAAAGUUAUUAAUUAAAAGAUCUUUGCUUAUGUUUAUCCUUGUGAAUUAUAAGAUUAGCAGAAAAAAUAAAUAGGUUUACAUAAAAUAGAUAAUUUUCUACUUAGAUUGAAAUUCAAUUACAAAAUGGUUUAAAAAUUAUGA